AUGAGCUUGACGCAGCGAGAAACUGUAAUUGACGAUUUUGCCAAAGAAAUUGUGGACUCAGUUAUGAAUAGGUUUUCGACUAGCACAGCAUUUUGUUUAUUUGACCAGGUGUCAGCGACAAACGAUUGUAUAAUAUGGAACUUAUUGCGAGGAAUUGUGAGAUUGAAAGCGUCUGCUCUCCUGAUAAUUAGGUUGAGCUUCUGGAAUAAUGAGGUACAACUAUGUCUUUUAGACCUUUCCAGCUUGCAUCGUUACUUUAAAAGGAUACGGGUGUCUACCCACAAGACGUUAAACAACGUAAAUUUUCAAAAAGAUCGAAGCCAGUGCGCUGGAAGUGGAAUAAUAACGCAACCACACAUUUUUGUUAGCAACAAAGUUCUCUAUUUUAUUUGUGGAAGACUUGAACUCAAUAAUGAUCUGUUACUCCUAUGCCUGCAAGUGAUUUCCACCACGGCCCAAUUCUUUCCGCAACCUGUUUUUAAUAUCACCAAGAAGUAA
Molecule: messenger RNA, 498 nt
Organism: Lachancea sp. 'fantastica'
Lineage: Eukaryota; Fungi; Ascomycota; Saccharomycetes; Saccharomycetales; Saccharomycetaceae
Source: the annotation of a GenBank genome assembly